Molecule: messenger RNA, 870 nt
Organism: Adineta ricciae
Lineage: Eukaryota; Metazoa; Rotifera; Eurotatoria; Adinetida; Adinetidae
Source: the annotation of a GenBank genome assembly
AUGGCCGGAUUUUUCUUUAAUGAUAUUACUAGGGUAGCUCUUCAAUCUAUAUUGGGAGUACCGACACCUCUCAUACCUGACUUGAGGGAAAGACGACGUGAGCCAUCCGAGGAUGAUGACAGAAUUCGAAGAGUUUCACCGACUCAGCAGGAAAUAAGAACAGUACGUCGAGAUGUGGAUCGAGAACGCCGACAAGCACAACGACUGGCCAGACGACUCGAACGAAUGGAACGAAAGCAAGAGAAAAGUCGAGAGAAAACACUAAAGAAACUGGCCCGCAAUACCAAAUCAAAUAAAUUACCAGGGAAGAAUAUUGGACUUUUUGGACUGACAUCCUGUGGAAAAUCGACCACGAUCAAUAGUCUCUUGGGAAAAGAGCUCGCGGAGACAGGCGUGGGCGAAACAACGAAAGAAAUAACACCAUACAAAGGCAUGGGAUACACUCUUUGGGAUGUACCCGGGCGCAACGAUGAACUAUCAUAUACAAAUGAAAAAUAUAUGUCGCACAUCAAAGGACUAACACAUCGUCUUGUUAUUAUUGAGCAUACAGUCAAGGAAAACCUGGAACUGCUGCGACUGUUGGAUGACCUUAAUCUGAGUUACGAUAUCGUUGUUAACAAACUGGAUCAAGUUCGUGAAAAUCAACGAGAAUCUUUUCAAUCGAAAAUUCGACGGGAAAUUUCUUCACUUAAACUAGAAGAAGUGAAAAACGUCUACUUUCUAAGUGCAAUGUAUCCGGAUAUGUUUUCAGAUUGGCUGACAAUGGUCGAUUCUUUAACUAAUGAAUAUCGUUAUCAAAGCGCUGAUCCGGAUUCGUCAUCAGAUUCAAGCUCAAACUCGAGCUCGGACUCAAGUUCAGAUUCAGAUUGA